Messenger RNA from Fusarium coffeatum, 1296 nucleotides. RefSeq lists its product as uncharacterized. Lineage: Eukaryota; Fungi; Ascomycota; Sordariomycetes; Hypocreales; Nectriaceae. The transcript has a single exon. Gene Ontology annotation, biological process: mitotic spindle organization. The coding region runs from base 1 to 1296 and encodes 431 amino acids. Gene Ontology annotation, cellular component: protein phosphatase type 2A complex; cytoplasm; nucleus. The record is from RefSeq and is a predicted model, not a curated record. Gene Ontology annotation, molecular function: peptidyl-prolyl cis-trans isomerase activity; protein tyrosine phosphatase activator activity.
AUGACUUCACAAGCUCCUCCUCAGUCAGCAUCACCACAAGGUGCCGCAGAACCAGCGGCAUCAUCGAUACCAAAUCUCAAAGACCGACUCCCAAAGCUCGAACCCCGAAAGCGACGCUCCGGCCCCUCCAAUCCUACUCCCAUCCCCGAGACGCCCACUCUACCCACGCCACCUGAGACCAACAACUGGACGUUCAAGACGCCUUCACGACGAAUUUUAUCGAAGAAGGACCAUGAUAUCUUCCUCUCAUCCUCAACAUAUAAGCUCAUCACAGCCUGGGUCUUUGCCCUAGCAGAGUCCGUAAAGGAUACUCCCAACUCCGCGGUCAAGGACGCAGACUUGAGCGCCCCUGUCAAAACCAUCCUACACAUCCUCGACGAGACAGAACAACUGGUAUCAAAAUCUCCUCCAGAUGAGCAGGGCGGUUCGAGAUUUGGAAACAAGGCAUUCCGCGGCCUUCUCGAGCUUGCUCAAAAAAAUAGUGCAGAGUGGCAUCGCGAGAUCGGCGUACAGAACGAAGAUGCUAUCAACGAACUUUCCACAUACUUCUGCCAGUCAUUCGGCAACGGAAACCGAAUCGACUACGGAUCUGGACACGAGCUGAACUUUAUGAUUUGGCUCCUCUGCCUUUACCAACUGGGCCUAUUAAAGCAGUCCGACUUCAAGCCCAUCGUACUUAAGGUCUUUGUGCGGUACCUGGAGGUUAUGCGAGUUAUUCAGAUGACAUACUACCUCGAACCUGCUGGAUCCCAUGGUGUCUGGGGUCUCGAUGAUUACCAAUUUCUGCCUUUCCUCUUUGGUGCCACGCAGCUGUUGCACCACCCAUAUAUCACACCAAGAGCGAUUCAUCAGGACUUGACCUUGGAAGAGUUCGGCCACGACUACAUGUACUUGGGUCAGGUGAGCUUUGUAAAUAGCACAAAAACUGUCAAGGGUUUGAGAUGGCACAGCCCCAUGCUCGAUGACAUCUCAUCAGCGCGAUCAUGGACAAAGAUCGACGGAGGCAUGCGCCGCAUGUUUGUCGCCGAAGUCUUGGGCAAGCUUCCCGUCAUGCAGCACUUCCUUUUCGGAUCGCUAGUACCAGCUGACGAUGGUAUGAGUGAGGACACCGGUGCCGGUGAUGAGGAAGUUGCUGAAGAUGAUCCACAUGCGGGUCAUGACCAUACUGGCAAAGCCCACGAUGGUACGGGUUGGGGUGACUGCUGUGGUAUCAAGGUCCCUAGCAGUAUCGCAGCUGCUCAGGAGAUGAAGAAGAGAGGCAUGGGUCAGGGCCUACGACGAAUUCCUUUUGAUUAA